UAUUUUACAAAUAGUGCUGGACCAAAGACACUCAACUUUGUUUUUAAAGAUAUACUUGAAGGUCAAUUCUUCAAAAAAAAAUAAAAGAAAUGCCCCGACACAGUAAAAAUAACACUGCACUUUCGUUUUUUACCUAUGCAGAAGGUAAAGCCUUAGAUUAUGGGACAAAAAAGCAACGAUUAGGACGAGACUCUAUGAGAGAAUGUGAUGCUUGUUAUUUAUGUCUUCAAAGAGCUCGAGAGCCGGUUUGUUGUACACAGGGUCAUUUAUACUGUAAAGAGUGUAUUUUAGAAAAUAUUUUAGCACAAAAAAAAGAAAUAUUACGUCAACAAAAAUUAUUAGAAGCCAAAGCGAAAGAUGAAGAAGAGGAAGCUAAAAGAAAGGCUGAAUUAGCUAAAGAAGCCGUGAUACAAGAGUUUGAAAGACAACAAGUUAAAAUUACACCGAUUACAGCGACAAAUAGUAGCGAAAAGGGGGGGAUAAAAGCGAAGAAUGGGUCUACCAAUGGAUCUUCAUCAACAAAUGAAAACAGUAGCAAGAAAGAUUUUGAAAAGUCUCCUGAAAGUGUAAAAGGUGUUAAAGCUAUAGAAUGGACUGGAUCAUCGUCAUCUAAUAACAAAAAAAGAAAAUUUCAACUUGAUGAUGAAGAACUUACAGCCAUAGCAAAACGGGACCAAGAAGAAGCAUUAAAAAAAUUGGAAGAAGAAAGGAUUCUCGCGUCGAAACCUAAAUUACCUAAUUUUUGGCUGCCUUCACUCACUCCAUCUGCAGAUCCAGAUAAAGUAAAACAGACAAGACAACAAACAAUGUGUACUGCUUCUGAUCCGGAACAUCCAAUUAGCAUGAAAACUUUAAUACCCACAAAGUUUACAGAAGAUAAAGACCCUACUUCUAAAAAAACAAAUUUAAUUUGUCCUUCGUGUCGUAAAACUUUAACAAAUUCUCUAAAAAUUUGCUUAAUUAAACCAUGUGGACAUGUUAUUUGUAAAAUAUGUGUUGAUAAGUUUGUUAGAAAAACUAAACAAUGUUUCGUAUGCGAUAUUAAAUGCAGGGACAAAGAUAUUGUUGAUAUGUCAGGAGAAGGAACCGGAUUUGCAAGUGGUGGCGGUAAAGUAGUGGCAGAGAGGUUUGAUGUCGCGUUUCAAUAACAAUUAUUCAAAAAAAAAAAAAAAAUUACAUCA
Molecule: messenger RNA, 1181 nt
Organism: Rhizophagus irregularis DAOM 181602=DAOM 197198
Lineage: Eukaryota; Fungi; Glomeromycota; Glomeromycetes; Glomerales; Glomeraceae
Cellular component (GO): nucleus
Molecular function (GO): ubiquitin protein ligase activity
Source: RefSeq, a predicted model, not a curated record